AUGGGCUUCGAGAACAAGCGCAUCGCCAUCGUGGGCGGUGGCCUCGGUGGUAUGUCAUUCCUGAACGCUGCCUUGUACACCGGUCUGAAGAACAUCCAGCUCUACGAGCAGGCGCCACAGUUCUCUGAAGUCGGUGCGGGCGUGAAUAUCACUUCCAAUGCCAACCGAGUUCUCGACGCCUUUGGCCUGCAGGAAAGCAUGACGCGCAAGUCAUCGCGCAAGUUGCCUUGUUAUAUGGAGUAUCACAAUUACAAGACUGGCGAGUACCUGGGUCACAUUGAAGAAUUCUCGCAACCGCCCGCUCGCCUGUUACACCGUGCACACCUGCUGGACUCGCUGAAGGAGCGCGUGCCCGAGUCCUGCCUGAACUUGGGCAAGCAUCUCGCGUCGAUUGAGCGAAAUACUGCGUCUGGGGCUGCGCCGUACACCCUGCGUUUCCAGGAUGGCAGCACCGCUGAUGCGGAUAUCGUUAUUGGUUGCGAUGGUAUCAAGUCUAAUGUGCGUCGGGACAUGGGUCUGGCGGAUACACCAAACUACUCUGGCCAGGUGGUGUACCGUGGUUUCGUCGAUUACAAGGAUCUGCCCGAGGAGACGGCACAGUUGCUUCGGAAGACUGUCAACUUCCGUGGUCCUAAGCGCCAUGUCUUGAUUUUGCCGAUUGGCAAUAAGGAGACUGAGAGCCAUCGCGCGGCCGUUAUUGGGUUUAUGUCUGAGACGCUUGACACCUGGGACUCGGAGAGUUGGAUGUCGCGGUCGGAGAUUUCGAGCUUGCAGGAGCAUGUGCGCGACUGGUGCCCGCAGGUGCAGGAUAUUAUUGAGGGUCUGCGUAAGGGUUCUCCCGAUGGCCGUAUGCUGAAGCAGGCGCUUUAUGUUCGUGAUCCGUUGGAUAAGUGGUACGAGAUGAAGAAUGGUCAGGAGGGUGCGGGUAUCAUUCUGUUGGGUGACUCUGCCCACUCCACUCUUCCUCACCAAGGUCAAGGCACUUGUAUGGCCAUUGAGUCGGGCAUUGCUCUCGCGACUAUCCUCCGUCACUGGAAGAAUGAUGACCUGGAGGCUGCAUUCCAAUUCUACCAGAACUUGCGCAAACCCCGAACAGAUCGCGUCACACAGACUAGCUACGAAGCUGGCAAGUUGGCUAGCUCUGAUUCGCCGGACGCAAUGACUAACAACUUCAAUCCUGAUGCACUGUCUGAGCGGAUGAAGUGGAUUAUGGAGUACAAUGUUCUUGAGGACUUGCGGGUCAAGGGGGCUGAUGUUUUGGAUUUCAAUGAUUCCCGACUGUGA
This is a messenger RNA of Penicillium subrubescens, 1284 nucleotides long. RefSeq lists its product as uncharacterized. Bases 1 to 1284 code for a protein of 427 amino acids. Gene Ontology annotation, molecular function: monooxygenase activity; FAD binding. NCBI's taxonomy places the organism in Eukaryota, Fungi, Ascomycota, Eurotiomycetes, Eurotiales, Aspergillaceae. The record is from RefSeq and is a predicted model, not a curated record. The transcript has 2 exons.